Messenger RNA from Raphanus sativus (radish), 903 nucleotides. RefSeq lists its product as uncharacterized. Lineage: Eukaryota; Viridiplantae; Streptophyta; Magnoliopsida; Brassicales; Brassicaceae. The record is from RefSeq and is a predicted model, not a curated record. The coding region runs from base 1 to 903 and encodes 300 amino acids. The transcript is spliced from 4 exons.
AUGGCUCCUAGGAAAAAACCACCACCGACUUAUUCCGAGAUGUUUGGCGACGGUGUCAGAACAUCUUCUUCCGGCGGCCAAACAUCUUCUGAUACCAUUCCGGACUCUCAGACAUCUCAGAGAGUAUGGAGUCCUCCUCCUCCCGCACCUCAGAUGCCUCCACCUCCACCUCCUCCACCCGCAGCUCCGCAGCAGCCCGUCCCAGAGGCUGGUGUUCAUCUAGACUUCCGGGUGCCUCCUCAUGCACCAUACGCAAGAUAUACGGUGGAGGAUUUGCUUGCCCAGCCUGGACGGGAGGGUUUGGACGUUUUGGACCCCGAUAGACCGCCGGGCACUUAUUGGUUUGGAGCCAACAACCGUGUUUCCCGGAGCGUUUCACAGACGAUGAAGGGAUACUUCGACGGGGCUUAUCCAAACUGGGGCUUGACUCCAGAUCACGACAAGACCACUUGGUUUACCCAGUUUGCAAAAAGGUGGCACUGGUCUUUAGGCAUCACCGAAAGGGUGAAGAAGGAAUUCCAGGCAAAGGCGAAGACUCGCCUUACCAACACGGUCUCAGAUUGGAAGGACAAGUGGGAGAUCUACGGCUAUGACGGGAAGCCCACUGAGGUCGCAAAGGAUGUAUGGGAUGGCCUCAUCGCCUUUUGGAAGCAACCCAGCUCGAUCCGGAAGGCCAACUCCUGCUCCGCUUCCCGUAGGACCAAGGAUAAAGACGGAAAUUUGCCUAUGGUUCAUAGAACCGGGCAAAAACCUCAUGCCGGGAUCCGUCUCGAAGUUUUUGAGAAGACCAGAGUUUUGCCAUCUCUGUCCGACCUCUUCAAGAUGACUCACGCCACACCGGAAGGGAUUUUUGUUGAUCCUGCAUCCGAGAAGCUCUUCAACAGUGUUGCCUGCUCGGAUUGA